CGUAGCCAGAGAAAACAGGUCCAUGACGUUUGAAGGCUUCCUCAGAUACAUGGAGUCCAGAGACAGCUGCGUGUUCAACCAAGCUCACGCAUCCGUGUACCAGGACAUGGACCAGCCGCUCAGCAGUUACUUUAUCUCCACAUCGCACAACACCUACCUGACUGGAGAUCAGCUGGUAGGAAAGAGCGACCUGGAUGCGUAUGCAUGCGCUCUGAGAAAAGGUUGCCGCUGUUUGGAAAUCGACUGUUGGGACGGUCCGGAUAUGGAGCCUGUAGUCUACCAUGGCUACACCCUCACCACCAAGAUACUUUUUAAGGAUGUCAUCACCGUUGUGGGACAACAUGCCUUCGAGGUGUCCGCUUACCCAGUGAUCCUGUCUUUGGAGAACCACUGCUGCCAGCAGCAGCAGGAGGUCAUGGCUCAGUACCUCAUCUCUAUCCUGGGGGACAAGCUGCAGACGGCCCCCUUGGAUCAUCCAACUACAGGAAACCUCCCAAGCCCAAAUCCCACUGAACAGAAGAAGAAGGUGGUGGUAGCAAAGUCUUUGUCAGACCUGGUAGUGUACACAAGAUCUGUCAAGUUCACCAGCUUUAGUCACUCCAAGGACAAUCAAAACUACUACGAGAACACAUCUAUAGAAGAGAAGAAGGCUCUCAAGUUGGCCAAAAGCUCAGGUUCAGAUUUUGUCAAGCACAACCAGAGAUUCCUCACUAGGAUCUACCCAGCAGGAUCGAGAACAUCCUCCUCCAACUACAACCCUCAGGAGUUUUGGAACGUCGGCUCACAGCUCGUGGCUCUCAAUUUCCAAUCUCUGGGCUUGCCUAUGGACCUUAAUGAUGGCCGUUUCCAAGACAACGGGGGCUGUGGGUAUAUCCUGAAGCCAGAAGUGCUCAUGUCCAGUGAGAGGAGCUUUGAUCCCGGCUGCAGCCAGCACCACCUCAAACCCACACACCUGCUGCUCAAGGUGAUUAGUGGAUCCAACCUACCUGCCCCCUGCAGUGGUAAAGCUCUGGACCCAUUUGUCAGAGUGGAGAUUAAAGGGAUCCCAUCAGACUCCUGCAAAAAAAACACUAAUACUGUGAAAAACAACUCCCUGACUCCCCACUGGGAUUACGACAUGAACUUCAGUGUUUACGUCCCUGAGCUGUGCCUCGUCCGCUUCUGUGUUCGCGACCAGACGGGUCUGCUCAGCAGCGAGUUUGUGGGCCAGUACACGCUGCCCUUCACCAGCCUGAAGAAAGGCUACCGCUGGGUGCCUCUCCGAUCCCGAGAUGGAUGCAGCCUGGAUCCAGCUUCCCUCUUUGUCUUUGUUUGGUACUCCUAAAAACGGCUCUGCGUAUCAGACUGUCACACACAUCAACACGUCCCAACAGAUAGAGAAGCGUGGCUGAUCCCCCACCAAAAAAAACGUGUAAAUAAAUCAUACAGCAACAUUUCCUUGGAUAGAAACACCAGUUUUAUUGUCAAAAAAAUAGGCGUCUUAUCUACUACCGACUGCUCCACAUUUCACGGAGGAAAGGGCUAGACAGUCCCAACAUAAAUAAAAAAAAAACCCUAACAAAUGAUCAUUUUCUGUUGGCAUCUGUCAAGUAAUUGAAAAGAAAUCCACAGAGUAGCAAAUAUGAUCAGUGGAGCAACAACUGAUUCGCUUAUUGAUGCAAAUACUGAGGCAAAGUCACUCAAGAACUUGCAAUAGGACUGUUUUAUUUUCUAUUCUUCUCUUUAUCUACUCCUUCAAAAUAAUAGAUGGAACUCAUAC
Cololabis saira (Pacific saury) is the source of this 1759-nucleotide messenger RNA. RefSeq names its product 1-phosphatidylinositol 4,5-bisphosphate phosphodiesterase zeta-1-like. Gene Ontology annotation, biological process: lipid metabolic process; positive regulation of cytosolic calcium ion concentration involved in egg activation; intracellular signal transduction. The transcript is spliced from 9 exons. NCBI's taxonomy places the organism in Eukaryota, Metazoa, Chordata, Actinopteri, Beloniformes, Belonidae. The record is from RefSeq and is a predicted model, not a curated record. Gene Ontology annotation, molecular function: phosphatidylinositol-4,5-bisphosphate phospholipase C activity. Gene Ontology annotation, cellular component: nucleus. The coding region runs from base 23 to 1324 and encodes 433 amino acids.